Gambusia affinis (western mosquitofish) is the source of this 896-nucleotide messenger RNA. Its product is annotated as zinc finger MYM-type protein 1-like. The transcript has 3 exons. NCBI's taxonomy places the organism in Eukaryota, Metazoa, Chordata, Actinopteri, Cyprinodontiformes, Poeciliidae. The coding region runs from base 132 to 896 and encodes 254 amino acids. The record is from RefSeq and is a predicted model, not a curated record.
UUGAAUUUAUCCCUCUGCAGUCGGCUACAGCUGAUUCCUUUGCUACAGCCCUAAAAGAACGUCUUGCAACUAUUCUUCCUGAGGAUCAAAAGGCUAAGCUAAUCUGUCAGGCAUAUGAUGGAGCCAGCGUGAUGCGAGGUGCCACUGCAGGUGUUCAGAAGAAGAUACAAGAUGUGUACCCAAAUGCCCACUACAUCCACUGCUAUGCUCAUCAGCUCAAUCUAAUAAUGCAACAGGCUACUUCUCACAUAACCAAAGUUAGAAUUUUUUUUUCUAACCUUAGUGGAUUUUCCAGCUUUUUUUCCAGAUCUUCCAAGCGCACAAGAAUUCUUGAUAAAGUUGUGGCCCACAGACUACCAGCAUCCAGCAAUGUCAGAUGGAACUUUCACAGCCGUGCCAUCAAUACUGUGUUUGAGCACAGAGAGGACCUCAUCCGCUGUUUCGAAAGCAUACAAGACUCUGGUGACUUUGACCCCAUUACCGUCAGAGAGGCUGGAGCAUUUGCCAUGCUACUGGAGGAUCAGGAUUUUAAGUUCUUUCUGCAACUUUUCCACCAUAUCAUGCCUCAUGUGGACCUUCUCUAUGCCAAACUCCAGAAGAAGGUCAUAGAUUCAGUCUGUAUCCAGGAGAGCAUCCAACAGUUCCAGCAGGACAUUCAAAAGAUCAGAAAUUCUCUCCACUCCAUGGUUGGACAAAGCAGUGUAGGUAGUAGUCAGCCAGUGAAGAAGCGUCGGACACUCAGUGUAGAAGACCAUGAAAGGAUUGCUGCAGAGGUCUGUGAUAUCAUACUGGGACACACCAGGGAGCGGUUUUCUUUCACAAACCACCUUGUUCCACACUCCUGCAGGGGGACAGAUUUGAACAAUACAACACAGCAUUUCCUGAAGAUGCACUGA